UACUGAUCCAGAAACCACAUAUGCAUUUCUUCAUUACACAAUGCAGGAGUUUUUUGCAGCACUGUGGCUCUUGAAGAGUCCCGAUCACAUCAAGGCUGUUUUUCAGCAGUGCUUGACUGAGGAGAAGAAGCACAUGAAACAUCUGAUCCCCUUCAUGUGUCGGCUGUUGAGCGAGAAGAGCCCCAGUUUGAUGAAGUGUCUGAUUCCAGCUGAGGAGCUCAGGAAUACCUCCGACUGGUUCUUCAGGGAAAUGAUAGCCAAAUUUUCCCCUCGUCUGUGUGAGUACGAGGAGACUGGUGCUGACGACAGCGACUGUGACAUCGACAUACUGUUCUUAUGUCAGUGCUUGUAUGAGUCCCAGUGUCCUGAAGCAUGCGCCUGCCUUCUGGACAAUCUGGACUACAGUCUCGAUCUCAGUGGAGUGAAUCUGGAUCCUUACCCUUGUAGUGCUGUGGCCUAUGUGAUCACUCAGUCGAAGGAGAGGAAAAUACGGCUGGACCUUGAGGACACAUCGGUAUCAGAACAAGGGAUGAGACAACUGCUGGGAUGCUUUAAACAUGUCCAAUGGUGUGACCCUCUGACCCGACAGAUAUCGAAAAAUUUCCUUCUUAGUGAAGGGCAGAUUGGAUUUGAUGGAAAUGAGUUGCAUCUUCCAGCUGAGGGUGAAACCCAGCUGUUUGAAAGGGCUGUGGAGGUCCUGCAGAACAUGACUACGGAGGUGAAUCUCUGCCUCCACUGGGACAGGGGGAGCCACGCCUGCCACAGUCUGUGUGAGGCGCUGUUACAGGCUUUGCCAUUCAUCCGCUCACUCAGCUUCAGGAAAACGCAGAGAGACCCAGGACUACAGGACCUGGAGCAGCAACACUUAACACUGGACAGGGAAAAGGGACUGUUACUGGAUUUAUGUCUUAAGGCAGUUCACAAAGGAGAAAACUGUGGAAAUGCAGUGAAUAAACUCUUCUCACUAUUUCAUGUUGCUGCAGAGUUAGAUGACUUACUUCUUGUUUUUUACGAACGUCUCAAGACUGAAAGAUGUUUAAAUGUCCUUCCAAGCCUGAGGCCACUUUUCCAGUUGACUCCUUCAGUCUGGUCCAUAGACCUCUCAGAGAGAAAGGCCUCCAUCCUCCUGGAAGUGCUGAAACUCCAAACAGAGAAGAAACACGUGAAGCUGACAGGCUGCUCACAUGGAGAGAGUGAAGUGAAGAGUCUCCUACAGUGUCUGCCUUAUAUCUCACAGCUCAGUUUUUGUUCUCGGUGGUCAGCUGAUUAUGAUGGAGCCAAGUUGUUGGCGAAUCUGUUCUGUGCAGCAGCAGAGAGAGAACAAGAGACAGGAGAGACGACACUGGAGCUGUUGUCGUCAGUCUGCACCGAUACAAUAUUACCGUGUAACGACAUAGAUGAUGAUGAUGAUGAUGAUGAUGACAAUUAUAAGCAACAUCAGUUUAACUUCCUGCUGGAUCUGUGCUCGCAUGUGAAGGACUAUGAGACUAAAACAGGCCUGAGGGUCCUUCCAUCAUUACGACCACUUUUCCAGUCGAUUCCUUCAGUCUGGUUCAUAUACCUCUCAAAGAGAAAGGCCUCCAUCCUCCUGGAAGUGCUGAAACUCCAAGCAGAGAAGAAACACGUGAAGCUGAGAGGCUGCUCACAUGGAGAGAGUGAAGUGAAGAGUUUCCUACAGUGUCUGCCUUAUAUCUCACAGCUCAGUUUUUAUCCUUUGCGGUUAGCUUGUCGUGAUGGAGCCAAGUUUUUGGCGAAUCUGUUCUAUGCAGCAGCAGAGAGAGAACAGGAGACAGGAGAGACGACACUGGAGCUGUUGUCGUCAGUCUGCACUUAUGAAACAUUCCCUUUUGAAGACAUAGAUGAUGAUGAUGAUGAUGAUUAUAAGGAAGAUCAGUGUGACUUCCUGCUGGAUCUGUACUCCAAUGUGAAGGACUAUGAGACUAAAACAGGCCUGAGGGUCCUUCCAUCAUUACGACCACUUUUCCAGUCGAUUCCUUCAGUCUGGUUCAUAUACCUCUCAAAGAGAAAGGCCUCCAUCCUCCUGGAAGUGCUGAAACUCCAAGCAGAGAAGAAACACGUGAAGCUGAGAGGCUGCUCACAUGGAGAGAGUGAAGUGAAGAGUUUCCUACAGUGUCUGCCUUAUAUCUCACAGCUCAGUUUUUAUCCUUUGCGGUUAGCUUGUCGUGAUGGAGCCAAGUUUUUGGCGAAUCUGUUCUAUGCAGCAGCAGAGAGAGAACAGGAGACAGGAGAGACGACACUGGAGCUGUUGUCGUCAGUCUGCACUUAUGAAACAUUCCCUUUUGAAGACAUAUAUGAUGAUGAUGAUUAUAAGGAAGAUCAGUGUGACUUCCUGCUGGAUCUGUGGUCCCAUGUAAAGGACUAUAAGACUAAAACAGGCCUGAGGGUCCUUCCAUUAUUACAACCACUUUUCCAGUCGACUCCUUCAGUCUGGGCCAUAGACCUCUCAGAGAGAAAGGCCUCCAUCCUCCUGGAAGUGCUGAAACUCCAAGCAGAGAAGAAACACGUGAAGCUGACAGGCUGCUCACAUGGAGAGAGUGAAGUGAAGAGUCUCCUACAGUGUCUGCCUUAUAUCUCACAGCUCAGAAUGAGUGAAGAGAGUUUCCAGCAGCUACUGGCCCUCCUCUGUGAGAUCCAGGACAAGGACUUGACCCAGUCCUUCUUGAGUAAGGUAGACCUGACCUCCCACUGUCUAAACUGGGAGCUCCUUCACUAUCUGCUACAGCAGUCAGCUCAGCCCAUCACUGUGGGCCUGAGAAAGAACCCCUUCCUGCAAGAGAGCAUCACACAUCUGCUUCCCUUCCUGGACAGGAUUGUGUUUAAAAGGUUCAGUCCCAGCUUUGUGCUGACUGCCAUCAGAGAGCUCCACAGAGCUCAGGCCAGUCACAUCAUACCCAGUUUAGUGAAGUCAUUCGAUCAUGUGAUCAGCCUGACCCGCAGAGAGCUGGACUCCGAUGACUGUGCUGCUCUGCUCUUCACCCUCACACACAGUGACAGAGUUCACCUGAACCUGACGUGGACCUCCAUACCGGCCGGGGAAACAGAGUCCAUCCUGUUCACACUGGACAAAGUUUCUCAGCUCAGCAUUGACAGGACUCUGCUGCUUCACUUUGUCCACUGCUGUGCUGCCUCUGACGCCCAGCAGGAGGCAGCACCAGGUCUGCUCAGGACUCUGCAGCACCAGUUGGAUCUAUCUUCCUCCGCCUCUGUGGAGCUGCUAGAGCACGGUCAGACUGAGCCUCUGAGUCUGACUGCUGGUGACUGCAGGGCCAUCUCCACCGUCCUGACACACAGCAGCCAGGACACAGAGCUGGACCUGCGAGACUGUGAGGUGCAGGACGGUGCCCUGGACCUGCUGUUUCCUGUGCUAGACAGAGUCCACCUCAGAGCCAGUAAAGCUCUCGUCCUCCAGCUGGUGUCUCUGGUCCCUGUGAACAGAGAGAGGGACACGGUGAGACGGACAGUGUCCCUGUGUAGAGCCCUGGGGGGGGAGCUGGACCUCAGCCACACCACACUGGAUCAGAGGUCCUGUGGAGCUUUGGUUCUGAUGUUGGACCACUGUGAAGGACUGACAGAGCUGGACCUCAGCUACUGUGAGCUCACUGACCAGCUGCUGCUCACACUCGCCACACAGCUGCACAAAGUCCAGGUCCUGGAUCUGAGUCACAAUGAGAUCAGUGAUGCUUCAGCUGGCACGUUACUCCAGCUGGUCUCCAUCAACCCCUCCAUCCACACAGUGAGGCUCUUCAGAAACAGCAUUGUGGACAUGUCGCCCUUUAAGAAGCACCAGCAGUUUGAAAUAUGGUGACCCAGUCAACGGUCAGGUCCCAGUGUGAUCAUCAGGGAACAAUAGUUUUAUGGUCUUUUCAUGAUGGCUGGAUGAAAAUAGUACCUAAUACUGUGGUAGUCAGUACUUGACAAUCUUGUGACAUUAUAGUGGCAUUACUUUAGGUAGAUAAGGUGUUGAGGUCAGCAGUGAUUUCUAAGAUCAUGACUUGUCUCCAGUUUUUUAUAAUGUGGAUUUGUUUUUUUUUUUUUUUUUUUUUUUUUUUUUGGACUGACACUAUAAUGAUUCCUCCCAUGUCUAUACAUCAGUUUGUUCUUCAGGGAUCAUGAUUAUAUUAUUUUUAUUGUAGAAAAAUAAAUAGAGGUCAUAAGUGUGGGGUUUUUCAGUACUAUUAAUUGAUCUAAUUUAUAUUUGUGUGCUUUUGGAAUAACUGUAUUCUUGAAUACAUGAUCUAGUUGUAACUAUAUAAUGCAUAUUUCUGUAAAACACACAGUAAUGUUGUGUUAUGUUUUAGGUUUUCAGAGUAAAUAGCCAUUUUUACAAACAUGCAAAGUAGACAAAAUUGUUUUGGUGGUGUUUGAAUGAGAACAUUUUAACAUUUGAUCAUUAAAAAUAAUGAAAAUCCACAUUAAGCGCUGCUGUGCUGACUGGGUAAAAUUU
Monopterus albus (swamp eel) is the source of this 4465-nucleotide messenger RNA. RefSeq lists its product as uncharacterized. The transcript is spliced from 12 exons. The record is from RefSeq and is a predicted model, not a curated record. The coding region runs from base 41 to 3826 and encodes 1261 amino acids. Lineage: Eukaryota; Metazoa; Chordata; Actinopteri; Synbranchiformes; Synbranchidae.